Molecule: messenger RNA, 882 nt
Organism: Sungouiella intermedia
Lineage: Eukaryota; Fungi; Ascomycota; Pichiomycetes; Serinales; Metschnikowiaceae
Source: the annotation of a GenBank genome assembly
AUGGAAAAGUUGACUUCCUUAGCCUUAGUUCACAUGCCUGUUUUGACAUCUGUUACCAAUUUGGAGUGGAGAGUCCUACCUAUCUUGGGUAAUAUCAAUUUUGGAAACAUCGACGGACUCCAAAGCAUCAUUAUAUCAGAUACCUCCCUUACAGGUGUUUCUGGUUUCUCUUCCGCAAAAUUGAAAGUUGUUGAUGUCAAUAACAACCGGUUCAUGGAAUCCCUUAGGUCUGAUGUCGGCCACGUCUCUGAGAAGCUCCAUAUUGCUGCUAAUGCUAACAAUAUGGUGGUAGAACUCAAGAGCUUGGUCUCGGCGCACAAUAUCAGCGUUCAUAAUUUAGCCAGUUUAGAUAUAUCCAGGUUGGAGGAGGUCAAAGGGUCUAUCAACUUGAUUGCCAAUCUCUUCUCUGAAGUGAAAAUGCCCAAGUUGACUACUGUGGGAGGAACCUUCAGUAUCUCCAAAAAUGAGAAGUUGGAAACCAUUAACCUUACAAGUCUUAAGGAAGUUGGUGGAGGUUUACAAAUCAACGGCAAUUUGUACAUUUCCAAAAUUGAUUUCCUUCCCAAACUAUCCAUUGUUGGGGGUGCUUUGGAACUCGUUGGAAACAUCAAAGAGGUGACCAUGAAGAGCUUGAAAUUGGUCAAGGGCAGUGCCCGUGUCAUAACUUCAGACCAAAACUUUAACUGUGCAACUUGGAAGCAAAAAGAUGCUAGCACGGUGGUUAGAGGAGGAAAGGUUGAGUGUAUGAUUUUGCUGGCGAAGUCUGCAGAGAAUGUUUCAGUGCCUUCAGUGAAGGCACUCUCCGGAGCCUCGAAUUUUGGUGUUGGUAUCCUCCAGUUGAUGGUUGCGGGGGCUCUUGGGUCUAUUGGCUGGUUUCACUGA